Ceraceosorus guamensis is the source of this 606-nucleotide messenger RNA. RefSeq lists its product as hypothetical. NCBI's taxonomy places the organism in Eukaryota, Fungi, Basidiomycota, Exobasidiomycetes, Ceraceosorales, Ceraceosoraceae. The coding region runs from base 1 to 606 and encodes 201 amino acids. The transcript has 3 exons. The record is from RefSeq and is a predicted model, not a curated record.
AUGUCGACAGAAAAGGGAGACAAGAGCUCCGAGCCCGUGCUAGAUUUCAGCCAAUUCCCUGCCAAGGCCUUGCAUUCUUACAUCGUGCAUCACGGUCUGGGAAAAGGCUAUCCUCCUAUCCCGGACCGUCCAGAAGCGGAAGAGGAGGAGGAGGAGGAGGAGGAGGAGGAAGAAGACGGAGAGGAAGGUGACGAAGUGGUGGGCUCAGAGGAACAGGGAGAGCUCUCGACUGGUCCCAGCACUUCCAGAGCGGGUCGAGCAUCAGUGAAGAGGAGGAGAUCGCGCAGUCCUGCAGAGCAUCCCAGCUCAUCCAAGCGCAGCCGUUUGAGAGCAAGAAGUCCGCCUGGUCAAGCAAAUGCCAAGAAGGGCUCAGGUGUCGAUGCCGCGUUGGGCGCUGGCAGCGGCACGGGUGCAAAUGAUGAAGAUGCGGAAGAUAUCGAGGCCCCUGCGCACUUUGCGGACUCUGAUGCCGCGGCUACACAUCUAGGGGCAGUGGCAGGAAGACACUUUCAAUCUUUGCCAGCUCCCAAGGAGGGAGAGGUGGUGGUCAACUUCCUGUACAGGUGCAGAGUUGGAAACAAGACGCUCAGGGUUGCAGCAAAUUGA